AUGCGGCCCCCGAGAAUAGCCAUUCUCGUCCUCUUCCUCGCCGCCUCCCUCUUCCUCUUCUGCCGCUCCGUCAUCUCUCUACGCGAUGCCAAUCAGUCUGCCGCCGCACCCCUGAGCCCCCACAGGACCGCAACGCCAUUCCGGUCCUUCCUCUCUUUUACCGCGCCUUUCACGCUCUUCCCGCCAAAUGCCGCCAUCUCCCUCACCGACGAUAACAGCACCUUCUUCCCUGCACGACCCGCCGCCUUCGGCCCCCCGCUCCCCGCCAAGGGCUUGAGCGGCCAGCUAUGGAUUGGGAGCGGUUUCGCUGACGAGAACCUCCCCGACGGCGAAGGGGAAGGCGAAUUGGGAUGUAGUGACUUGCCAGGCUAUGGAGACGGGACAGCCAUCAUAGGCCUGAAGAGCACAACCCUCGGCAUGAGUGGGAAGGCCAAAGUUGGAGGUGCUGCCGGAAAGGACGAGAAAUCCAAGAGGUCGAACCUGCCCAAGGGUCCUGCUGUUGACCCGGCAGCAGCCAUCGAUAUAAAAGAAAAGGAUAAGACCGGCCCUGUCGACGAUGGUACCGACGACUACCUACACCAGUCGCUUGCAUCCAAAGCUCCCGGCUACGAGAUGACCACGGUGACGUCAAGCCAUGCAGACAUACAGUCAAUUCAAGAGACGGCAGAGAUCACGGGCAAGGUGGUUCUGCUAAGCCGCGGAGGAUGUGGUUUCUUGGAAAAGGUCAAGUGGGCCCAGCGGCGAGGCGCUGUCGGCGUCAUUGUCGGUGACAACCAGAAAGGCAGCCCGCUCAUCCAAAUGUUUGCACGAGGCGACACCUCCAACGUCUCCAUCCCCGCCAUCUUCACCUCUCGAACGACAGCCCACCUUCUUUCGUCUCUCAUGCAGCCUGGGAGCUUCAUCGAGGACAUCUUUGAUGAGAACGGCAACCCGACGCUCAAGGUGCAGCAGUCGGACAGGUUGCGGAAGAACAAGGCUAAGACCCAGACUACCACUGCUCAAGAAGCAGCAAAGCCCGUGGUUGACUCCAAGACUGCAAAAUCCAGGGUGACGAGGAAAGAGUCGGCGGUUGCUACAGACGAUUCUCUCCCCAAACCACCGCAGUCGAGGAGCUGGAUGGCACGCUGGUUCGGCGAUGACAGCGCGGCCAAGGCGGCAGCCGAGCAUAGUCGGCCACCGAGUAGCGGUCAACACGACUGGGUCCUCGUCGAUGACUGGAAUGAUGAGAAGGACAAGGUGAUUCGCAGCAGCCUGGAGAAGGCUUCGAAGAAGGACAGAGCUGCUACCCCUUCGGCCCAGAAGAGCUCAGGAGAUGGUUUCCAGAUCGGCGUGCAAGACUGGCGUGAUCCUGACUUGGUGGAUGUUACUGGAACAGGGGCAGACAAAAAUACUGCAAGAGGCAAGGAUGGGAACAUCAAUGGCAAAGAUGUGAGCGGAGACUCGCAAGCGUCAAGGGGCUCCGGAAAGGCGUCAGGCAAAAAGUCUGCGACGCCCAAGGACGCGAACGGACCAAAGGGAGGCAGUAUCACACCUGGAAGUGGCCAGUAUCCUCCCACAUCCUCGUCCAAAGACAAGCAAACUCAAUCAUCCAGGUCGGGGAAACACCAAGGCAGCUCAUCAGGUCUGAUGUCAAAGCUCUUCGGCGACGAUGACGGAGCGGACUUCUCUCCAUCAAAUCCUGUACCGAAGCCGAUUAACACCCCUCUGACCAAAGAGCCCCAGCCCAAGGAAACUAUCCAUGAGGGCCUGUGGGUAACCAUCACGCCCACCGGCAGCACCGCGCCUUUCUUCGACACCCUUCUAGUCUUGGUCGUCAGCCCACUGAUCACGUUGACGGUUGUUUACGCGCUCCUCAUCCUACGGGCUAAGAUACGGCGGCGGAGGUGGCGUGCCCCCAAGUCUGUGGUUGAGCGCCUGCCUUCAUCACGUUCACCGUCACGGGCGUCACCGCCCCAUGAGAAGGAGAGCCAAUGGAAGAAGUACAUGGGUCGACAAGUUGAAUGCGUAGUCUGCUUGGAAGAAUAUGUCGAUGGCGUGAGUCGUGUCAUGAGCUUGCCUUGCGGCCAUGAGUUCCACGCCGAGUGCAUUACUCCGUGGUUGACAACCCGACGGCGCACGUGCCCCAUCUGCAAGGGCGACGUUGUCCGAUCUCUUGCACGCGGCUCGCCAUCCAGCCCCAGAUACGAAGCUUACCAUGACGACAGCGACGAAGAGGAUGAAGCUGAACCAGAAGCCUCGGGCUCAGGACGGAGGUCACCGGCUGCCCAGGAUGCGGAUGUUGAGGAGGGCAUCCUAUCACCUACACCGCGCCGCACGUCCCGUAGGACUGGAAGAGCAGAUGGCUGGCUUAGCUUGCUAUCGAGCAGCUUCGGCACAAAUGCGUCGGCAUCAUCGUCGCGGUCGAGGAUUCCAGACGAGGACCGUGACCGAUGA
Messenger RNA from Diaporthe amygdali, 2433 nucleotides. RefSeq names its product pa domain-containing protein. Bases 1 to 2433 code for a protein of 810 amino acids. The record is from RefSeq and is a predicted model, not a curated record. The transcript is spliced from 3 exons. Gene Ontology annotation, biological process: ubiquitin-dependent protein catabolic process. Gene Ontology annotation, molecular function: zinc ion binding; ubiquitin protein ligase activity. Lineage: Eukaryota; Fungi; Ascomycota; Sordariomycetes; Diaporthales; Diaporthaceae. Gene Ontology annotation, cellular component: cytoplasm.